This is a messenger RNA of Archocentrus centrarchus (flier cichlid), 4374 nucleotides long. It is a transcript of the gene prdm1a, whose product is annotated as PR domain containing 1a, with ZNF domain. Lineage: Eukaryota; Metazoa; Chordata; Actinopteri; Cichliformes; Cichlidae. The record is from RefSeq and is a predicted model, not a curated record. Gene Ontology annotation, biological process: cell fate commitment; regulation of transcription by RNA polymerase II. Gene Ontology annotation, cellular component: nucleus; cytoplasm. Gene Ontology annotation, molecular function: DNA-binding transcription repressor activity, RNA polymerase II-specific; RNA polymerase II cis-regulatory region sequence-specific DNA binding; protein binding.
GUGGAGCACACACACUCUGGCACAUAUACACAUUUCGGUGCACACACACAUAUAAUCACACCAGUGUGGAUAUCAGCACCCGGAGCUGGAAGGACAGAAGGAAGGGAGAACUACUGCACCUGUCCCACACACACACGCUAUCCUCGCACUCAUAUAGGGAGAGAGGAUCUGACUGGUCGUCCCUAUGUGUGGAUGGGACCAAAGUUAUACAGCGACCUCUCAUAGCUCGGCCAUGUUGACCAGUGAGGGGGCGCACACCAUGGAGCAGAACGGCACGCACCAUGGCACUAAGAUGGCUUCCUCUGCCACCAGCCCAGGCUCAGGUGGAGCGGGCACGAUGACAGAUACCGACAUAGAGAUGGAGGAAGCAGACAUGACACAAUGGAUGGAGGCAGAGUUUGAGGAGAAGUGCACAUAUAUCGUCAAAGACACGGCAUGGGAGGCGGGCCCAGACGGUGAUGCCAUGAUGAUGUCGACGACUAGAGCCGAGGCUUCACUCCCCCGUAACUUAGCCUUCAAACACCUGGCUGGCAGCAAAGAGGUGCUCGGCGUGUGCAGCAGGGAGUACAUCCCCAAAGGAACUCGCUUCGGUCCCUGGUGGCGAGAUCUAUCGGCUGACAGCGUCCCCAAAGCCAACCGCAAAUACUUUUGGAGGAUCUAUGUGGAUGGGGAGUUUCAUCUUGUUGAUGGCCUGGAUGAGACUCGCUCCAACUGGAUGCGGUAUGUGAACCCGGCCCACUCAGCAGCAGAGCAGAACCUGGCAGCAAUUCAGAAUGGCAUGGAGAUUUACUUCUACACUGUGAAGCGUCCAGCCGGUGCUGAGCUGCUUGUCUGGUACUGCCACGACUUUGCCCGACGCCUGCACUACCCACCGUCUGGGGAGCUGAUGAUGCAGAAACUGAAGCAGUCUCUUUUGGAGGUUAAGCAGCAGCAGGUGAGCAGUGAGGAGCAUGUGGAAGAAAUAUCUAGCCCAUCCCCUGUCGCAGUGACCCCCACCCCACCCAAGAAAGAACACAGCGUCCUUUCCAUUCUACGUGGUACCAGCAGCACCUCAGCUUCCUCAUCCACAAAGAGGGAGCCCAGUCGGCCACUUCCCACACGCCCACGCUGUGCCGACAGCCCUGAUCGUCCCCUGUACCCCCAUGCCCUCUACCCACCUCUCAGGCCCCACCCUCAUAUCUCUGAGGACUUCCUUAGUCACAAAGCUGCCCAUCUUGCUUACCCAUCAACUCAUUCCCCUAGCAACCAGUCUUCAGCCACGCCUAGCCCGUCAGCAAGGAGCAGUCCAGAGAGCACCCCUCAUGGGAGUCCCUCUGGUGCAGCACCAGCUUCUGCCUCAUUCUACCCCACUGGACUGGGUCCCUAUCCUGGUUAUUCCCCACCAUCUGCCCCUCUCUCCUCACCCUUCUACUCUCCAGGCACGCCCUACUCACAUUACCUUUUGCCCCAUCACUAUCCCGUCCCUGGUGGUGGCAUCCCUGCUGUAGGAGGAAUCUUUCCUAGGAUGUAUCCCCUCCUCCUAUCCCAUCAUAUGCCCCUCCUGCCCUCUGAAACAGGGAGACGCUUCCUAAUGCCUGACCCUGUGCACCCCUCCUCCAUCUCUGGCCGCAGAGACUUCCUCCUUCCAGGUCCCAGGAGUGCCUUCUCAGCUGCUACUUCUCUGAGAAACACAGCAGGGCCUCACAACCCUUAUCCCGGGCACUCUCAACCACACGGACCAGCCCACGCUCCCUCCAGCGGCUCCCCGACUGCAGGUACAGCACCUCCCAGUGAGCAGGUGCCCACUAAGCCUACCUCAGCCCUGCUGGGCAACACCAGCGAGCAUUGCCCCGAUGAAGAAGCAAUUAACCUGACUAAGGUGAAGCGCGGUGCAGGCUCAGCAGGCUACAAGGCACUGCCGUACCCUCUGAAGAAGCAGAAUGGCAAAAUCAAAUACGAGUGUAAUGUGUGCAGCAAGACCUUCGGACAGCUGUCAAACCUGAAGGUUCAUCUUCGUGUCCACAGUGGGGAGCGACCUUUUAAAUGUCAAACCUGUAGCAAAGGCUUCACUCAGCUGGCUCACCUGCAGAAACACUACUUGGUCCACACUGGGGAGAAGCCACAUGAAUGUCAGGUGUGUCACAAACGCUUCAGCAGCACCAGCAACCUGAAAACUCACCUUCGCCUCCACUCAGGGGAAAAGCCCUACCACUGCAAACUCUGCCCAGCUAAGUUCACCCAGUUCGUCCACCUCAAGCUGCACAAGCGCCUGCACUCUCGUGAGCGUCCACAUAAAUGCCCCCACUGCCAUCGCCACUACAUCCACCUGUGUAGCCUGCGACUUCACCUGAAGGGCUAUUGCCUGGCGGCAAACUCCAGCUCUGGAAGUCCAGCUAUUUCAAGCCAGGUUGCCUUGGAGGAGGUGCACCGCGCCAAUGAGGAAAUUGAGCGCUUUGAUGUCAGCGAACAUGCCGAGCGACUGGAGCAGCUGCACGGAGGGGUGGAAAUGGAAGCCAUGUUGGAGAAGCAGGUCUUGGGGAUGCUGUGGAGGGAGACUGACAUUAAGUCCCCCCACUUCCAUCCCCACCAUAAGAGCAGCACCACUGAGCUUCGGUCUGCGGGCUAUGGUGCAUAUGAGUCCCCAAAUGAGACGUCGGUCAUCAAGAUGCGGCACAGCAGUCCCAUCCCCUCACUUCCUGCCAACGUAACUGUCAAGCAGGAAUCAGAGGAUCAUGCUUAAGUGACCUUCUGCACCUGAGAGACAUAGAGCCAAGACUGCAUGGUGGACUGGGUUGCCAGGAGCAACAAUUGUAAAUAUAUGUACCUGGUUGUCAUGAGUAGUGACACCAUGACCACUCCAGGGUUUUAACCUAUCAGGGACUCACGUACUCAGGGCUACACUGUCCCAUGACUACUUAAUGGUUUCAUCAUUUAUUAUACUUAGAGACAAUCAUCUACACAGGAUUUACCUGUAAUGUUAUUAAUAUAAUGCUUUUAUUGUUAUUGUUCUUGUGCUACUUUGUUUCUAAUUUCAGAUGUCCUUGUUUUUUGAUCAGUUUGUUGUUAUCUACUUAAUUUAUUUUAGUUUUGUUUGUCGUCUUCAAAAGCAAUAUGUGGAAGGGAUGGUUACAUUGAUGGGGUGAAGUUUAAUUUUUGAUAUUUUUUUUUUCCCCUGUGGCCAUUUCUCUGUAGAUAGUCAAUCUCCCUAUGCAUAUAUCUGUCUUGUGAGCUCUGACUUAUAGAACCAGGGGCAUCCGUUCUUCAGGGUUUUAUCUAUUUAAACGUAGAAACCAAUAUAGCAGGUUGAAAGGUUUUAAAGGACUUGCCAACAUGUGGCACAGAAAUUUGUUCAUUUAGAAAGAGAUGUAACUCAGCCCUGCUUAAUAACUUCUCUAACAUGUCUAUGCCCUUUCCUGAUGCCUACUUAAUUUAAAUUAAACAAAAAGGGCUUUUUUUUUUUUUGUAUAUUUUUCACAACAGUUACCUCAGUGUGGAUGCGGUGAGUGUGUGUCUGUGUGUUUGCAUUUAAAAGGACAGCUGAAGAUGGGAGUUUUGUAUUUAUUUGCUUUCUUUUGCUACUUGAAGAAGAACCAAAUUGAACUGGAGUGCAGCUCCUCACAUGGUCCAAAGGAGAGGCACAGCCUACUCAACAUGUAGCACAUAAGGAGGCUGGGAAGCCACCUCCAUCCCCUUGUCCCUCCACUUGUUUUUCUUUUUUUCUUUUUUUUUUCUUUUUUAUUUAACACUGUCAACACCCAACAGACAUGUGAACAUCCUCACAUUUAGGAAUUCACAUUUGACGCUAGAUACCAAAGUACACUUGGCUUUCAUUUCAAAUGCACACCAUAAAUAAGGAAGAAGGACUUGAGGAAUCAAAAUGCUGAAGAAGGGAAGAUAUAUCUUGUGUAUAUGGUGAAAUGUUCACUCUUUAACUGUGGUCUUUUGUUUUCUUUAUGUUUUGAUUUUGUUGUUGUUAAUGUUAUUUGUUAUUUUGGUUGAGAAGCGAUGGCCCCUUUCUUCAACCCCGCCCGUCCACCAUCUCGUUAACGAAAUGGCCUACAUCGAAGCACCUCGGCCUUCCUUGAUGCACUGCCCCCCCUCGUACUUUAUAUCUUUAGUGCCGAUGCUUUUACCGUUCACACUUUGUACAAUAUCUCUGAUACUGGUCAUAAUGGCAUUAAGAUCCAACUUAAUGUUACUAAAACCGUGCAUCUGUGGUUUUCGUUAGCAGUUACGCGCCAACACCCUGACCUCUGUAGCUUUCUCCUUUGGCUCAUUAUCUUUCUCUCCAACUAAUGUUUGACCAAAGUAUCUCUUUCUUUGUUCAGAGCUUUAACUCCAGAGGAGAUACCCCUAAAAACUGUCUCUGUUUACAUUCUGUUUACAUAGUUAUUU